Molecule: messenger RNA, 190 nt
Organism: Dentiscutata heterogama
Lineage: Eukaryota; Fungi; Glomeromycota; Glomeromycetes; Diversisporales; Gigasporaceae
Source: the annotation of a GenBank genome assembly
AGUAAUAGUGAAACAACUGCAAACACUCAGAUUGAUCAAAAAGUCCAAGAAUUUAUAAAUGAAAUUUUAAAUCUAGACAUUGACAAAGUGGAAACAGAUAAAGUAAAUGAGCUGGAAAUAGAGGAAGAAAUGAGUAAAAAUGGGCAGACAAUAAGCCUACAAAUGUUGUUGCACUUGUAUGAUCGUGCAU